Peromyscus eremicus (cactus mouse) is the source of this 1419-nucleotide messenger RNA. It is a transcript of the gene Gabrg1, whose product is annotated as gamma-aminobutyric acid type A receptor subunit gamma1. Gene Ontology annotation, biological process: monoatomic ion transmembrane transport; synaptic transmission, GABAergic; nervous system process. Gene Ontology annotation, cellular component: postsynapse; dendrite membrane; synapse. The transcript is spliced from 9 exons. NCBI's taxonomy places the organism in Eukaryota, Metazoa, Chordata, Mammalia, Rodentia, Cricetidae. The record is from RefSeq and is a predicted model, not a curated record. Gene Ontology annotation, molecular function: GABA-gated chloride ion channel activity; transmitter-gated monoatomic ion channel activity involved in regulation of postsynaptic membrane potential; GABA-A receptor activity. Bases 1 to 1419 code for a protein of 472 amino acids.
AUGGGUUCUCGCAAAGCCUUCCUCUUCUCUCCGUCCCUCCUGUGGAGUCAAACUAGAGGACUGAGGUUGAUGUUCCUGUUACUAACCCUGCAUUUGGGAAACUGCGUUGAUAAAGCAGACGAUGAAGAUGAUGAAGAUUUAACUAUGAAUAAAACAUGGGUCUUGGCACCAAAAAUUCAUGAAGGAGACAUCACACAAAUUCUCAACUCAUUACUUCAAGGGUAUGAUAACAAACUUCGUCCAGACAUAGGAGUGAGGCCCACAGUAAUUGAAACUGACGUUUAUGUGAACAGCAUUGGGCCAGUUGAUCCCAUAAACAUGGAGUACACCAUAGAUAUAAUUUUUGCCCAAACCUGGUUUGACAGCCGUUUGAAGUUCAACAGCACCAUGAAAGUGCUGAUGCUUAACAGCAACAUGGUGGGGAAGAUCUGGAUUCCUGACACGUUCUUCAGGAACUCCAGGAAGUCUGAUGCGCACUGGAUAACAACGCCCAAUCGCCUGCUGCGGAUUUGGAGUGACGGAAGAGUUCUCUACACUCUGCGAUUAACAAUUAAUGCAGAAUGCUACCUUCAACUUCAUAACUUUCCAAUGGAUGAGCAUUCCUGUCCACUGGAAUUUUCAAGCUAUGGAUACCCUAAAAAUGAAAUUGAGUACAAGUGGAAAAAGCCUUCUGUGGAAGUGGCUGAUCCUAAGUACUGGAGAUUAUAUCAGUUUGCAUUUGUAGGAUUACGAAAUUCAACUGAAAUAUCUCAUACAAUCUCUGGAGAUUAUAUUAUCAUGACAAUAUUUUUUGACCUGAGCAGACGAAUGGGCUAUUUCACGAUUCAGACCUACAUUCCAUGCAUUCUAACAGUUGUUCUUUCUUGGGUUUCUUUUUGGAUCAAUAAAGAUGCAGUACCAGCCAGAACAUCACUGGGUAUCACUACGGUUUUGACUAUGACAACCCUCAGUACAAUUGCCAGGAAAUCUUUACCUAAGGUUUCUUACGUGACAGCAAUGGAUCUCUUUGUCUCUGUUUGUUUUAUUUUUGUGUUUGCAGCACUGAUGGAAUAUGGAACCUUGCAUUAUUUUACUAGCAACAAUAAAGGAAAAACCACCAGAGACAGGAAGCAUAAAAACAGGACUUCGUCUCAUUUAUCAUUUUCUCAGGUAUCCCCAGGUCUCCAUGCUGGAUCUACUCUGAUACCCAUGAACAGUAUUUCUCUGCCUCAAGGGGAAGAUGAUUAUGGCUACCAGUGUUUGGAGGGCAAAGAUUGUGCUAGCUUUUUCUGCUGCUUUGAAGACUGCAGGACAGGGUCCUGGAGGGAAGGACGGAUACACAUACGCAUAGCCAAAAUUGAUUCCUACUCGAGAAUCUUUUUCCCAACAGCUUUUGCCUUGUUCAAUCUGGUUUACUGGGUUGGAUAUCUUUACUUAUAA